Molecule: messenger RNA, 1421 nt
Organism: Olea europaea var. sylvestris
Lineage: Eukaryota; Viridiplantae; Streptophyta; Magnoliopsida; Lamiales; Oleaceae
Product: histone acetyltransferase MCC1-like
Exons: 6
Coding region: 401-1168 (255 amino acids)
Biological process (GO): N-terminal peptidyl-methionine acetylation
Cellular component (GO): Golgi membrane
Molecular function (GO): protein-N-terminal amino-acid acetyltransferase activity; histone acetyltransferase activity
Source: RefSeq, a predicted model, not a curated record
AUCUUUACCCAUAUUAUUUAUAGGGAGGAUUAUUUAAAAUCAUGUAUACACUGAUUAUUUAUUAUUUGAUGCAAUAUGAUAAAAUACUUCCAUUGGUCAAAUGCGAUGUUGGACGACAGAUAAUCUUUGGUGAAUGGCAUUAUUCUUGAUAAAUUACGACCGAAUUCCGAUCGCCAAACCAAAUUGGAAAAUCAAUUUAGGUCAAUAACCCAGGCUCAAUCCUCGUUGGCCGUGGUAUUCGAAGCAAAGGAAAGGCAUUAGGGCUGAAACGGACUCAUCGAUUGGCUUCCUAAGGCUGCAUGGCUGCGUUGGCUAUUUUUGCAUAGAUGGCAGAUGCUAUUUGCUUACAGAUCUUGCAUGUACGUCAAAUAUUUGCUGGAGAUUGACACUGCAUUUAUCAAUGGUAAACCUUAAAGCCCCUCACCAUCCAGUUAUAUCUUAUAGGCCUAUUCAACCUUCAGAUUUAGAGGUUCUUGAGAAUAUUCAUGGUGAACUAUUUCCUAUCAGGUAUGAGUCUGAAUUCUUCCGCAAUGCUGUCAAUGGUCGUGAUAUCGUGUGCUGGGGAGCUGUUGAUCGCAGUUGGCCCCAUGCUCAGAGCAAUGAGCUUAUUGGAUUUGUAACCGCCAGGGUUGUUCUGGCAAAAGAAAGUGAGGUAGAAGAUUUUAUCAGUUUUGACUCGUCAAAACCUGACCAAACACUAGUAUACAUUCUGACUCUUGGAGUUGUAGAAUCUCAUAGGAAUCUUGGAAUAGCUAGUGCACUUAUCCACAAGGUCAUAAAAUAUGCCUCAAGUAUCCCAACUUGCAGUGCUGUUUAUCUACAUGUGAUUUCAUAUAAUAAUGCUGCCGUCCAUUUGUACCAGAAAAUGUCCUUCCAGUGUGUACGACGGUUGCACAAUUUUUACCUUAUCAAUGAGCAGCAUUAUGAUUCAUAUCUGUUCAUCUACGACGUAAAUGGUGGUCGAUCUCCUUGCACGGCCUUAGAGCUUGUCACGCUUUUGGUAACUUAUGUGAAGAGCUUAAUCAACUUGAUGGUUGCGAAGCUGUGGAAAAAUGAAGACAAGAAGAUUUCUAAAUGGCCCGCGAGCAAAGAAUCUAGCUACCUUCUCCCAGUGGUUCAAAAUAAGAGAAGUAUCACAGCUGAGGUUGCUCGGUGUCAAUAUCUCUAGUCUUUUAAUGCAUCUUCAUGGCUUCAAACAGGGAAUAAGGUCAUAACUUAAAAUGAGUUAUCUGUGUAACUUAAAAUGAGUUAUCUGUGUAUUAAAGUACCCUGGCAUGGAGACGCGGCUGCUGGAUAAGUUAGCAGAUACGUUGUAUAUUGGAAGUUUGUGAAGGGUUAUAUCUUAUUCCUAUAAUCUUAUGUUUGUUUGAAACUGGAAGGGUACAAGAAUGCAUAUAUUAAAAUCCAAAACUUGAUGUAGU